Molecule: messenger RNA, 3980 nt
Organism: Spirodela intermedia
Lineage: Eukaryota; Viridiplantae; Streptophyta; Magnoliopsida; Alismatales; Araceae
Source: the annotation of a GenBank genome assembly
AUGACGACGGUGAGCAGGUUCCGCUGGAGGGGGAACCAGAUGCUGAGGUCGUUCUCCCAUUCCUCGGCCGUGCUGUUCUUUCUCGGAUCGGCUAUCGUCGCCAGCUUUGUCGGGAUCGUGUUCUUCUGGCUGGCUAUUUCUUCUUUCCAGCGCCCUGAAGCUGGGGCCAUCGGGUGCCAGCUGGACGGGGAGGGGUCGUGGUCCGUCGGAAUUUAUUAUGGGAAAAACCCGUUCUCGCUCGUCCCCAUCGAGUUGGUAGGCUCUUGAUCCUUGUGGUUUUCAUUUUUCUGUUUAUGGUUUUCUUCUAAUUAUACAUGCUCUUGGUUUUGUUCGAUGGACAGGCUGACAAGCAGAAUGGCAAUAGUUCGGCAUGGCCAGUCGCUAAUCCAGUGCUCACCUGCGCGUCAGCGACUGAUGCUGGUUUCCCUAGCAACUUCGUCGCGGAUCCUUUCCUUUUCAUUGAGGUAUCAGCGAUCCUUGUGGGAUUCUUCGUGUCGAUUUUGUAUUUGCUGUGUUCGUUGUGGUUGAAGUUUGAACCAGAAAACUGUGGCCCUUGUGUUGUAUUUAGCAUUGAAAGUUUGGCAUCGCAGCUUGUAACUGUACAAGUAUGGAAAAAUUAUCUACAAUUUGAUUUCAAGGCUUCUAAUGCUACGCCGUAUUAUGUAGAUCAUCAUUUUUCAAGAUUUGAUUUCAUGAUUCCUUGGACGUAGAUAACCUGCGCUUGUUUCUGGAACCUAAAGCAUGCUGUAAUACAAGCAGGAUUAUAAUUGACUGGCCCAAGGCUUGCCGACGCUCUGACACAACAUGCGUUCAGAUGUGUUCUUAUUUCAUACAUCUGAAUCUGUUUUCCAGAUGCCAAACUUAUUGGGUGUGCGGACGAGUCGUCCACAUCUUAGUUUGAGUGUUUGUAUUCAAUCACAAUAUUACUGAUCUUCGCUGAAUGUAUUGAAUACAACACCAAAAACAAAUGGUCGCGUGUUAAUUUUUGCAGAAGAAGAAGGAAAGUUCCUUAUAAGAAUUACUGUGUCUUUGGUUCAUAUACACUUUCCUGAAAGGUUUACUUGGAUGUCUUUUGAAAUUAUUUAUUGGGUAUUCAACAACAGGAAAAUCUAGUAAACAACUGGUGGUGGGCCGUUUCUGCCUGUAUCUUUGUACAAGGUUUUUUGUUAUACAUUUUUUUGACAAUAUUUCGUCUUCAUCUAUAGUGGAUUACUGUAUAUGGGAAUGAGUUUUAAUCUCGUACUUUUCUUUUCUGUUUCUGGAUUUUGUUAACAAAAUGAUCUCUCUCUGAGUUAUCUUAUUAUAGUAUCUGCGACUGUUCUGAUUACAAAUAUAUUUCAUACUGAUCAAUUAUUUUUUGCUGGAAAAUUUAGUUUUGCCCAUUUUGGAAUCCCAAAGAAACCAUCUUUGUAGGCUGUGAUGUGGUAAUUUUUCAAUUCAUAAAUGCUUUUCACUUAUCUGUCCUCUUCAUCUGCCCAGGCUCUCUGAGAAACAGUAAUUCGUGAUCUACAUCAUUUGUCUGUCUAUGUCCUUCACAUCAAUGAGUAUCAUUGCUCACUUUCUUAUAGGUGCCAUCCGUUGCCUACAUGCAUAUCCGAAUGCUUAACCGAAAAAUAAGCUAUGCUGGUAUCCUAAGUUCCCCACACAGGUCACAAGGAGAUGUAGACUAACUUACGACUGUUCACUGAGGAUAAUCAUUUUGGAAUUAGUCAGGAGUCGAAAGGUACUACGAUAGAGAAAAAAGCUUAUGAAGAUGAGCGUAUCACAGCAUGCAGUCUGCUAACCAGUGACGUCUCAUAUAGAUUAUAUACAAUAAACUGAGUUCAGAAAGCAUCAUAAUAAUAUAUAUAUUUUUUAGACAUGUCAUUUUCAAAAAUGAUUGCACGUAAACACCUCCUGUGGUAGAACAUGCCUGUUGUCAUUAAAGUUACAUUUCCAUGCCGCAUGACAUCGAUCUUAUUGUUUAUUCUUCACUACUUUCAGGGAGAUACUCUCUACUUGUUCUUUGAGACGAAGAGCAUUGCGACAAUGCAGGGAGAUAUUGGGGUCGCGAGAAGCACCAAUCAAGGUGUCUCCUGGGAGGUUCUGGGCAUAGCCCUCGACGAGGAAUGGCAUCUGUCCUAUCCAUUUGUCUUCAAAUACAAUGACCAAGUGAGCCCGACCAACCCAAGCAUUUGUUCCCCUUCAGCCAUUUGUUUCUCUUGACGGAAAGUAGUGAGACCCAAACAUGCCAAUAACUCCUUUCUGCUCUUGGACGAGAUCAUCUUCUUCCUCCUCCAUUACCCGUUGCCUUAAUGGGUCUGAAUUUGUUUGUCACACAGGUGUAUAUGAUGCCAGAGGGGAGCAAGAAUGGGGACCUCCGCCUGUAUCGAGCCACCAAGUUCCCCCUCCAGUGGACGCUGGAGAAGGUGCUCAUCAAGAGGCCGCUCGUGGACACCUCCAUGGUCAAGUACGACACGCACUACUGGCUGUUCACUUCGGAUUUCAAACGCUUUGGUGUCGAGAAGAACGCAGAGCUUGAAAUCUGGUACAGUGAGUCCCCGCUCGGCCCCUGGAAACAGCACAGAAGGAACCCCAUCUACAAGUCUGGCAAGAGCUUGGGUGCCCGCAAUGGCGGCCGCCCCUUCAUGUAUAGCGGCCAUCUCCACCGCCUGGGGCAGGACUGUAGCGGAACUUAUGGCCGCGACCUCCGUGUCUACCGGGUGGAGAAGCUCACUAAAGACGACUACGAAGAGGUCCCUGUCACCCUCAACGUCGAGAAGCCAAUGAAGGGGCGCAAUUCAUGGAAUGGCAUCCGCCGCCACCACUUAGAUGCCCAGGAGCUGCCAUCUGGCGGCUGGAUCGCCGUCAUGGACGGGGACCGGGUCCCUUCUGGCGAUUCAACACGGCGGUCCCUCCUGGGCUAUCUAUUCAUGGUGCUCUUCUUCCUGGUCCUGGCAGCCGUCGGUUUCCUUGCCGGCGCUGUGAGCUGUGGCAACUUCGGCAGGAGGAACGACUGCCUCUGCUCCUUUUGGUCGCGUCCUCAGUUCACCAUGAAGCUCCGGAGGACUUUUGCUGGCGUGAACCGGUAUGGUGCCGCCGUCAGAUGGCGGCUGAACCCUGCAACAUGUUCUGGCAAGUUGGUCAUCAUCUUCCUCGCCAUUGUCGCCAUCGGGCUGAUCUGCGCCGCUGAACAUUUUCUGUUCGGGGGCAACGGCGCUGAGGAGGGCUACGCCCUGAGAAGGCACUACUCCCAAUUCACCAUGGUGACCAUGACCUACGAAGCUCGGCUAUGGAAUCUGAAGUUCUUUAUCAAGCACUACUCCCGCUGCGCCUCGGUGAGGGAGAUUGUCGUCAUCUGGAACAAGGGCAGGCCCCCGAGCCCAGAUGACUUCGACUCAGCCGUCCCUGUCAGGGUCCGUGCCGAGGAGCACAAUUCUCUCAACAAUCGCUUCCGAGUUGACCCAGCGAUCAAAACCCGGGCGGUGCUCGAGCUGGACGACGACAUCAUGAUGACCUGUGGUGACAUUGAGAGGGGCUUCAAGGCCUGGAGGCAGCACCCGGAGCGGCUCGUUGGCUUCUACCCGCGCCUUCUGGAGGGCAAACCCCCCAAGUACAGGGAUGAAAGGUACGCCCGCCGGAGGAACGGCUACAAUGCCAUCCUCACUGGCGCCGCCUUCAUGGACAGUGAGGCCGCCUUCCGGCGGUACUGGAGCGAGGCGGCAGCCGAAGGGAGGAAGAUAGUCGAGGAGAGCUUCAACUGCGAGGAUGUGCUGAUGAACUUCCUCUACGCCAAUGCCAGCGGCUCCGCCAGGACCGUGGAGUACAUCCACCCUGCAUGGGCCAUUGACACCUCCAAGUUCUCUGCCUCCGCCAUCAGCCGCAACACGCAGGCGCACUAUGACAUCCGGACAAGCUGCCUCUCCAAAUUCUCCGCCAUCUAUGGGUCUCUUCCGCCUCUGCUGGAGUUUGGCCUCAGGGAGGAUCGAUGGGACACCUAG